Triticum turgidum subsp. durum (durum wheat) is the source of this 1410-nucleotide messenger RNA. The record is from the annotation of a GenBank genome assembly. Lineage: Eukaryota; Viridiplantae; Streptophyta; Magnoliopsida; Poales; Poaceae.
AUGGCAGCCGUACCCUCCUCCUCGUCGUCGUCGACUCGCCCGAGUCUGCCUCAACUCCCCAAUGGAGAAGGCGACGAGCCUCCAAACUGGGUUCUCCUCGACAUCCUGGGCUACAUCGCUGAAUGCCCCAACGCAACCUUCGCCGAGAGCUCCACCAGCAGCGGCCAUCGCAUCCAAGUAUCCUUCUACACCGCCCGCCCGCCUAACGUCUCCCACUUCUGUGUCCACUGCCCAGGUGUUAAACCAUCAGAAUAUCUUAUGGCUCCCAAGGUCAUCAGCGCAGAGGCCAAUCUCAUCCUCUUCUGCCUUUCUGUGACCCCCUACGCCUGCUUCAAUCCGCGUUACCGCGACUACUUCCUCUACAGGGCGCACCCACGGAACCCAUCACUGGACCUUCUUCCGCAUCCGUACCCCAACUCCUUCGGCGACCAGGAGGUCGCCCUUCUGAGCUUCGACGGCGACGGCGACGAGUACGCCGUCGCUGCUCUCACAAGCAGGUGCGACACCGUGGCUCUCGAGGAGGAUGACACGCUCAACGAGACGGAGUUCGAUCUCCAUCUGUACCGCUCCUCCAAAGCUCAGGAGGGGUGGACCUCCAAGGUGCUGUCGGUGGCACAGCCACGGAGGGACAUUCUGUGCCCUGUGGAUCGAGGCCUGUAUCAUGAGACCACGAAGGUGAUCGUCCUAGGGCGUGGCAGCCUAGCCAUGGUAGGCUGGGUUGACCUCUGGCGUGGCAUCCUCGUCUGCAAUGUGCUCCAGGAGAAUCCCGUUCUCCAUGACAUACUGUUGCCGCCACCGGCGAGGGGUAACUGGGCACUCUACCACAAAUGCCGCCCGUACAUCAUUCGGGACGUCACCGUCAGCUUGCUCAAAGAUUCCAUCAAGUACAUUGAGAUGGAAGUUUGCCCACCGGUUGUUGACCCUGGCGACCCUCCUGCGUCCUAUGCUAACUGGUUUCGUCAAAAGCCUCGUGAAUGGCAGUGCAGAACGCCUUGUGUAGGCUGGAGAGCCACCACAUGGAUCCUAUCGAUCUCAAAUGUUACAUCUGCAAAGUGGAACAUUAACUGCACCUUUGAUAUUGCUGAUGUCACUGUCGACCCAAUGCAUUCUGAGCUGCUGCCUAAGCCGAGCAGCAUCAACGACAAUCCCAGUGAAGCAUCAUUGCAGUGCCUCGUCAUUGGUUUUCCCACCAUGAGCAUGGAUGAGGAUGUUGUCUACAUGCUGUCUAAGGCCUGCCCCAUGGGUUCGAUGGAAGUUGUGAUUGCUAUUGACAUGAAGAAGAAGAAGGUGCAAGGAGUUGCGAAGCUUGUUACCGGAAAAGACUUCACUUAUACGCGUAACUGCACCAGCGAAGUCUCCAAAUAUCUUAGUGAAGACAAGGCACAAGUUAAGCUUGAUGAGCAGACAUAA